This is a messenger RNA of Nymphaea colorata (pocket water lily), 2581 nucleotides long. Its product is annotated as actin-related protein 3. The transcript is spliced from 10 exons. Gene Ontology annotation, molecular function: actin filament binding. The record is from RefSeq and is a predicted model, not a curated record. The coding region runs from base 917 to 2200 and encodes 427 amino acids. NCBI's taxonomy places the organism in Eukaryota, Viridiplantae, Streptophyta, Magnoliopsida, Nymphaeales, Nymphaeaceae. Gene Ontology annotation, cellular component: actin cortical patch; Arp2/3 protein complex. Gene Ontology annotation, biological process: Arp2/3 complex-mediated actin nucleation.
GAAAGAAUACCCUUUUUUUUCCUUAAGAUGUAAACAAUUCCUUUUCGGCAUUCCUAGAAAUCGAGAAUUCUCUUGCUCAGAGCAUAGAUCUGCUUUGCCCUAUGCAGUGGAUUAAACGCUCUUAAGAUUUGAACAGACUCCACUUUGAGCUAAAGAACUCGAAUUUCCGAGUCGAGCAGAUGUCCUUUUCUGUUCACGUGUCCUUGUGACGAUCCUCCCUGAAAAGAUUCCGACGAAAAUUCAGAUGAGAGAGGGGGAGGUGGUAGACGUGGUGAGGAGAGAAAAAGUGAUGGUAGACUUGGCAGGGUGGCUGCUGGGGUUACAUCACCAAACUCAGAAAUUAGAACGGCGACAAGUGAUCUAGUCGUGUUCCUCUUUUCUUCGCCCUUCUCUUGCCUUUACAGGCCAACAGAAUCAAUCCUCUUCCCUACCAACAUCAAGAACAGGAUUCCACGAAGAGAGAGAGUGGUUGAUUGGUUCUACUUCUAGUCCUUGCUAAUUCACAGAUUCAGCAGGGAGACAGCGGGGGAGAGAGACAAAAAUGGAAAGAAGAGAUUCGGUUUAGAAUAAAAUAUUCGAAAAAGGGUGUUGUAAUGCAGAUGGGAACGUAUUGGGGAUCACUCGAAAGGGGAAAAGCAGAGGACGAAAGAGAAAGAGAAAGCGGAGGAGACGUCAAGAGAUUGUGAUUUUUCUUUGGUGGGGGGUUGAUGGGUUUGCGUGGAGUCGAAGGCAAGAUCUCCUGGUGGUGUUUGGUUGGGAGGAGAGCUUCUCGAUUCUGGUAAAGAGUUCGGCCUGAAUUUGAGCCGACAGAUGCUUUGGUUGGUUCAUAGCAGCAGCAGCACCACCGCCGCCGCCGUCGACCAACUCUGCAUCUCGACCAUAGAUCCAGGGUCUUCCUCAACCUCUCUGAAUCUGGAUGGACGCCACCACUCGCCCUGCCGUCGUCAUUGAUAAUGGAACCGGGUAUACCAAGAUGGGUUUUGCUGGUAAUGUUGAGCCUUCUUUCAUCAUUCCUACGGUCGUGGCUGUAAAUGAGUCCUUUUUAAAUCCAUCGAGGAGUUCUGGUAAAGGGAACUGGUUAGCGCAACACAAUGCAGGUGUUAUGGCAGAUCUUGAUUUCUUCAUUGGUGAGGAAGCCUUGCAAAGAGCUAAAGCAAGCAGCACGUACAAUCUCAGUUACCCUAUUCAUUAUGGCCAGGUAGAGAAUUGGGACACAAUGGAGAGGUUCUGGCAGCAAUGUAUAUUCAACUAUUUGCGCUGCGAUCCGGAGGAUCACUACUUUCUGUUGACAGAGAGCCCAUUGACUGCUCCUGAAAACCGAGAAUAUACAGGAGAAAUCAUGUUUGAAACAUUUAAUGUCCCUGGACUUUACAUUGCAGUGCAGCCUGUCCUUGCUCUUGCUGCUGGAUAUACAACUUCAAAGUGUGAGAUGACUGGUGUUGUUGUCGAUGUUGGUGAUGGAGCUACGCACAUUGUGCCGGUAGCAGACGGAUAUGUCAUUGGGAGCAGUAUCAAGUCUAUUCCUAUUACUGGAAAAGAUAUAACCCUUUUUAUUCAACAACUAUUGAAGGAAAGGGGGGAGCAUAUACCACCUGAAGAUUCAUUGGAAGUAGCCCGAAAGGUGAAAGAAACAUAUUGCUACACUUGUUCAGAUAUUGUCAAGGAGUUUGGAAAACAUGAUCGUGAGCCCUCUAAGCAUAUUAAACGAUGGACUGGUGUUAAAUCAAAGACAGGUGCACCAUAUUCAUGUGAUAUUGGAUAUGAGCGCUUUCUGGGUCCUGAGGUUUUCUUUCAUCCUGAGAUUUAUAGUAGUGAAUUCGCCACCCCUUUACCUGUUGUAAUUGACAAGUGUAUACAGUCAUCACCAAUUGACACUAGAAGGGCCCUCUAUAAGAACAUUGUAUUAUCUGGAGGAUCAACCAUGUUCAAGGACUUCCAUAGGAGGUUGCAGCGCGACAUAAAGAAGAUUGUAGAUGCUCGUGUAACUGCAUCCAAUGCUCGACUUGGAACUGAAGUGAAAUCACAGCCAUUAGAAGUCAAUGUAGUAAGCCAUCCAAUCCAGCGGUUUGCUGUGUGGUUCGGAGGUUCAGUUCUUGCAUCAACACCUGAAUUUUACAAUGCUUGCCAUACCAAAGCCGAGUAUGAGGAAUAUGGUGCAAGUAUCUGCCGUACAAAUCCAGUGUUCAAGGGGAUGUAUUGAUGCUGAAAUGGCUGAUGCCUGCAACUGAUCACCAGUUCUGAAAAUAGACAAUUUUGUCCGUGUGGAGCUACAUCCUUGUGAGAGAGGCUUUCUAAUUAUAUUUUUUUCUAAUGAAGGUUGGGCCCUCGGGGGGGUUGUACUAUAGCUGUUCAUCUAGGUGUAUAAGGCUUCAGUUCGAUUCGGUCUGCUUCAUCCAUAUUCUUUGUCAGGUAAUAAAUCGUGGUUGCUAGUCCCCAGUUAAGAGGUUUCACGUAGUGAUUAUGCCGGGAAGAAGCAGCUCAUUUAGUAAACUGAGCUGGAGAUUUUUAUUGUUCAGCUUGGUUGGGUCAGAGUAUUACUGUACAAGUGCCAUUAGUUAAAUAUAUGUUUAUUUACUGGUCU